AUGUCGCAGAAAGUCCUUUUCAAGCUCCUGCCUGCUGCACCUCCAAGGUUUUCUGGCUACUUGCCAGCCUUUGCACAUGCCUCCCGACUUGCUCUGCCCAGGGGAGAACCAAAAGCAGUCGGCAAACUCGAGCAGGAGAAAGCCAUUUUGGCUGCGCAGAGGGAGGGAGUCAUGGAUUUGGCACAAUCGCUCUUCAAUUCCCAGGAGGUCAGCGAGGCGUACCAGAAUUUCCUGAACAAUCCAGUCUUUGUCUAUCUCGCGCGCGAUCCAAAGUUGGACAAGAACAAGCAGGUGUUGAAAGAGUACUUUAAGUGCAACAACUACUUCUUGAAUGUCCUGAUUUCGAGCCGGGUGAAGCAGCUCGAGACCGUCCCCUUGGAAGAGCCUGCCACCCGCCUCUACGAAGAGCAAAAGAUUGAGAGCUUGAAGAAGUACAAAAACACCGAAUAUGCCACCAUGUUAAAGGCUUUUGGACUCGACCCCGAGAAGCUUGGCGAGCCGGACCAGGCGACGCUGGACUACGAAAAGUUCCUCAUGGAGGACCCGCCCAGCCCGGAUGCAUCCAGCUAUGCCCAAUCCCUGGUUGCCCGAGCGGCCUGUGCUAUUGGCUGGUCCUUGUGUGCUCGGCGGCUUUUCGACGAUAAAUUGACUGUUAAAGAGGGCCCCUUCUGGGAUUAUGUCCUGCGUGCCAAUGUGGCCCAUCCGAUUGAAUACGUCACGGAAACCGGAGAGCUGGCUACCUACGUCUCAGAAGACUCUGUCUCCGCUACAGCGUUCAGGCUCGCUCAGCAGCUCAACUACCGCCUGGGCGACAGCAACGGGAACCUCCUCUGGAACGAAAAGACUCGAAAGUCCAUCGUGGAGAAGUUGCGCAAGGGCCUCGAGGCCGAGUACAACUGCGCCGUGGCGAUAUUUACCAAAAUCCACGGUCCGCUGCCCACGCCCAUCAAGGGAGUCGACAAACAUUGA
Molecule: messenger RNA, 969 nt
Organism: Lasiosphaeria miniovina
Lineage: Eukaryota; Fungi; Ascomycota; Sordariomycetes; Sordariales; Lasiosphaeriaceae
Exons: 6
Coding region: 1-969 (322 amino acids)
Source: RefSeq, a predicted model, not a curated record